AUGGUGUGUGAUCUAAGAAUCGUUCUUCUUGGAAAAAGUGUAUCAGAAAACAUUCGAAUCAGAAAUUUAAUCCUGGGAAAAGAUCCAUGUGAUAAUGAAGAUCCGGCAGCCAUUUUGAGGCACAAUGUGACGCAGAUGGCUGGAAGAGUGAAAGGCAGACAUGUGAGGGUCAUUAACACUCUUCAUCUGCUGAAUCCAGACACUACAGAUCAUCAGAUCACACAGACAGUCAAAGAGUGUGUAGAAAUGUCUGACCCAGGACCUCAUGUGUUCAUACUUGUACUACAGUACAAAGACUUCACAGAGGACGACAUGAGAAGAGUCAAAUAUGUGCUCAACACAUUCAGUGAAGAUGCACUUAAACACACCAUUGCUCUCACCACUGAUAAAGAGACACCCAGAUCAAUGUUAAGUGCUUUAUUCAGCCUUACAGCACAACAGACUGGAGGCUCUGCUGCGGUGCAAACUAUUCAUCAGUUAAUGAAGGAGUGUGGAAGAGGACAUCUGCAGCUGGAUGAGGGAAAUAAAGCAGAUAUAUUUCAACUGAUCGAUAAGAUUCUGCAGGAAAAUCAGGAAGUGUAUCUCACAUGUGACACAUAUAGUGAGGUUAUGGGAACUUCUGUGGAUGAAGAGCCAGCCAGUUUAGAGGAUAAAAAUGAGAAGAGCCCUCGCCACAGUGAUGAUGGAAAACCCAAAGAGGCACAGAAACUGAGAAGUGAAGAAGGGAGACUCUCUGAUUAUACCGGACAUAGUCCAACAGCGAUUACAAUUGCCAAUUUGUCUGCAACCCUCACUGGGAGACAGAAGCUGAAUGUGGUGCUCUGUGGAAGUAAUGGAUCACUUAAAGUCUCUGUGUCAAAACUUUUACGUGGAAAAAAGUCAAAAACAACAAGUCGGGAGGCAAGUAGUGAAAUACGCGUGAAGAAAGAGAAGAUUCAUGGUCGUCAGAUCAGUCUGCUGGAGCUUCCAGCUCUCAAUCGUCUCUCAGAAGAUGAAGUGAUGCGUCAGACUCUCCACUGUGUCUCUCUCUGUGAUUCUGAAGUUCAUGCUUUCCUCCUCAUUAUUCCUGUUGGUCCUCUGACUGAUGAAGAUAAAGCAGAAAUAGAGACAAUUAAAAGAACAUUUGACUCUUGUGAGCAAUUCAUACUAAUGUUCAUGACAAAACAGACUGCUGAAGGACCUGUGGGAGAUUUUGUUAAAGUCCACGAAGAUUCUAAACGAUUGUGCAGUCAGUAUGGUGGCAGAUACAAAGUGAUGGGGUUAAAGGAACUUGAAAAUGCAAAAAAGAUCCUAGAGCUGUUGAAUUACAUAGAGAACUUGAAAACUAAACCAUAUUCACUUCAGAUGUACAUGACAGCUCAUCAGAACAGAGUCAGAGGUGAACUGGAGGAAAAAAUGAGUGAAAUGGAAAAGAAAAUCAAAGACUUGCAACAGAGGAUUCAGACUGAAGGUUCCGCAGAUGAAACAGACAAUCAUGAAUGUCUGAGGAUUGUGCUAAUUGGGAGAACUGGAAGUGGAAAGAGUGCAACAGGAAACACUAUUCUUGGAAGAGAGGAGUUUUGCAGCCAAUUAAGGCCAGAUUCAGUGACGAAUGUCUGUGAGAAAGGAGUCGGAGAAGUUGAUGGUCGAUCCGUAGCUGUUGUUGAUACUCCAGGGCUCUUUGACACGACACUAACAAAUGAUCAAGUGGUGGAAGAAAUAGUGAAGUGUGUUUCACUGUCAGCUCCUGGACCUCAUGUGUUUGUCAUUGUGUUGAGUUUGGGAAGAUUCACCAAAGAGGAAACAGACACUGUAGACCUGAUCAAGAAGAUAUUUGGUACAAAAUCUGCUCAGUUCAGCAUCGUUCUGUUCACUAGAGGAGAUGAUCUCAAUGAGCCUAUAAAGGAUUAUGUAAGCAAAUAUAAUUGUGCAGAGCUCCAAAAACUGAUCAGAGAUUGUGGAAACAGAUUCCUGGCAUUCAAUAACAGAGAAAAACAAGACAAAAGUCAAGUGAUUGAGCUGUUAAAGAUGAUAGAAGAGGUGAAAACUAAUAAUCAGAGUGGAUACUUCACAAACAGCAUGUUUGAGGAGGCAGAGAUGUCCAUUAAGAAGAAGAUGGAAGAAAUACUGAAAGAGAGAGAAAGAGAGAUGCAGGCUCAAAAUGAGGCAUUAAAGGCCAAAUAUGAAAUUGAAAUGAAAAAUGUUAUGAAGAGACUCGAGGAAGAGAAACAAAGAGCAGAAGAGGAGAAGAUGAAAAUGGAGAAUAAAUUCAGAGAAAAAGAGCAAAACCUCAGAAAAGAGUUUGAAGAGAAGGAGAAAACAGAUCAGAUCAAGCAAGAGAUUCAACACCAGAAACGAUUAGAAGAGGAAAAACAGCAGAGAGCUGAAUAUCAUCAGAGAAUAGAAGAAAUGAUGAGAGAGAUAGAAAGCCAGAGAUCACAGUAUGAACAACAGCAGAAAGAAAGAGAAGAAGAAGACAGAAAGAGAGAAGAGAAAUACAGACAAGACCAAGACAAGAUGAAAAGUGAACAAGAGCGAAUUAUAGCAGAGGUACAGAAGAAACAAAAGGAGGAAAUAAAGAAGAAAGAAUAUGAUAAUCAAAAGAGGAACAAGGAAGAAGAGGAGGAGAGACAGAGAUGGGAAAGAAGAAUAAAAGAAGCUGAAAAUGACAGAAAAGAGAUUCAAGAAGAUAUUAAACGACAGCAGAGAGAAUGGGAGGAUGAGAAGAAACGAAGGUUGAGAGAACGAGAGGAAGAAGAAAGAAAAAGAAAAGAGAAACACGAGGAACAACUGAGAGAAAAACAAGAAGAGCUGGAGAAAUUGAGGAAGAGAUUUGAAAGAGAAAGAGAAGAAGAGCGACAGAAGAUGGAGGAGGAGAAACAGAAACAGAGAAGAGAAAGAGAAGAAAAAGAGAGUGAAUAUGAGGAAAAGAGACAGGAGACAAAGAGACAUUAUGAACGACUGGAACGAGAAAGAAAAGAGGAGUGGGAGAGAAGAAAACAAGAAGAUGAAGAGAGACGAGAAGAAGAGAGAAAGAGAUGGAGGAAAAUGAUUGAAGAUCUCAAAAGAGAGCAAGAAGAUGAGAAAGGUAGGAGAGAAGCCGAAGAGAAAGACAGACAAAAGAGAGAAGAGAAAGAGAGAGAUGAAAUGAAACAGAAACAUGAAGAGGAAAUAAAACAGAUAAAGAAGAAACAUGAAGAUGAAGCCAGAAAACAAGCAGAAGAACUGAAUGAUUUCAGAGAGAAAAAAGAGCAGCUCAUUCAGGAGCUUCAGCAGAUGCUGGAAGAACGUCAACAUCAACAUCAAAUACUGGAGAAAAUUUAUCAACAUCUGCAAGAACAGAAAGAAGAAGAAAUCAAAGACCUACUACGAGAAGUUGAGAGAAUGAAGAAUAAAUCCAGCUGUAACAUUCUGUGAUGGUCACCACCACCUUUCUAUUA
Messenger RNA from Danio aesculapii, 3419 nucleotides. RefSeq names its product GTPase IMAP family member 8-like. The record is from RefSeq and is a predicted model, not a curated record. The coding region runs from base 1 to 3396 and encodes 1131 amino acids. The transcript is spliced from 5 exons. Lineage: Eukaryota; Metazoa; Chordata; Actinopteri; Cypriniformes; Danionidae. Gene Ontology annotation, molecular function: GTP binding.